AUGGCAGGUUUCCAGCAAGCUGAAGAUACAGUCGACAGACUUGAUUUGGAUGGACUUGUUGUCAUCGGUGGUGAUGAUUCAAACACUAACACAUGCCUCCUCGGUGAAUACUUCAGGAGGUCCCAAACAAGCUUUGAAUUUGACACUGCUUGCAAGGUUGCUAGGAAGAAGGAAACACUCAAGAAUGUCACAGACUACAUUACCGAUGUUGUUUGCAAACGUGCAGAACUUGUUUACAACUAUGGAGUUGUCCUAAUACCGGAAGGCUUGAUUGAUUUCAUCCUAGAGAUUCAAAAACUCAUUGCAGAAUUGAAUGAAAUUUUGGCACAUGAUGUUGUUGACGAGGCAGGGGCUUGGAAAAGCAAGCUUGAACCAGCAUCUAGGGAGUUGUUUGACUUCUUGCCCAAAACCAUUCAGGAGCAGCUUUUUCUUGAAAGAGAUCCCCAUGGCAAUGUUCAGGUUGCGAAAAUUGAAACUGAGAAAAUUCUUAUUGCCAUGGUUGAAACUGAAUUGGAGAAGAGAAGAGCGGCGGGGAAGUAAUCUGCACAUUUCAGAGGCCAGUCUCUAGAUGCUGGUUGUGUGUGUGUGUG
This is a messenger RNA of Triticum dicoccoides, 590 nucleotides long. RefSeq names its product pyrophosphate--fructose 6-phosphate 1-phosphotransferase subunit beta 1-like. Gene Ontology annotation, molecular function: diphosphate-fructose-6-phosphate 1-phosphotransferase activity; 6-phosphofructokinase activity. The transcript is spliced from 6 exons. The record is from RefSeq and is a predicted model, not a curated record. Gene Ontology annotation, biological process: response to glucose; photosynthesis; glycolytic process. NCBI's taxonomy places the organism in Eukaryota, Viridiplantae, Streptophyta, Magnoliopsida, Poales, Poaceae. Bases 1 to 540 code for a protein of 179 amino acids. Gene Ontology annotation, cellular component: cytosol.